This is a messenger RNA of Serendipita indica DSM 11827, 2457 nucleotides long. NCBI's taxonomy places the organism in Eukaryota, Fungi, Basidiomycota, Agaricomycetes, Sebacinales, Serendipitaceae. The record is from the annotation of a GenBank genome assembly.
AUGUCUGGCUGGCUCAACAAACUCACCACAAAGGAUGGCAAACUCGCAGCCACGACCAAUGGGCGCACCUCGAAGAAUGGCUCGCGCAGCAUUACACCUUCACCAAGUCUCCCAAGGAUUGCACUUCCAACUGAUACACCGUCGACGCCAAAGCUCGUGCUGACGCAAGAAGAUGAUUCGGCGUCCCCAAUGACGGUGUCGCCAACGAGCGUGCACCGAGCAGACUCGAUGUCGCCGUCCGUGGACAGCUUGAGUCGUAAUUCGGAUACGAGUCAUCGGAGAUAUGCCACAGUAUCAAACGACGAGAUUCCCGGGAGGAAUCCACCCCAGUCCGAGGCAAAGCCUCCUGCGUCGACAGCGAAAACGCAGCGUUCGCGCACAAAUUCGACAGUCGAGCCGGCUGCUGAACCUACGAUUCCCAUGACUGAGUCUCCCACUCAGUCGAUUACCUCGCGCCGGAGUGGUUCGAUUGCCUCUGGCGAGUCUGGUCAGUUUCAGUCCCUGCAACAGCUCGUGGAUUCGCCCCCACCUAUUCGCCAACGUGUGGUCUCUGUCGACGCAACCACAGCACCAGGGCCAGACAGGGACCUCACUGGUUCACCUGGAAAGAAGCGACGCACCGGCCGUCAGCACGCGUCCUCUGUAGGUGCCGCCUCACAGUCGUCUUCCAAAGCAAAGCCACCAACGCGUCAUCAAACGACCAUGGGCAUGGGUCUCGCCAGUGCGCUCGUCGCAUCUGGCAUGGGCAUCGCACCCCCUCCAAACAUGCUUGUCUCUCCCUCGGGAACUCUGGCACCCCCGAUGCUCAACAAAAAGCCAUCGAAUGUGUCAGUCUCCAAUAUUCCAAACGGACGGGUUUCGCCCGAAAGAACCAGGGUGAUCCGGUCGCGUGGCCGCUCUACCUCUUCACGACCCACCAACGACGACUCGGGAGACGACUCUGAAGAUUACGAUUCAGAGGACGCACUGAGCUUCAACGAUGACGAGAUACCAAUCACAGGCUUUGCCGUGGCUACGAUGAAACGCAAUCAAGACUUUCACGAGCUCUUUCCACAGGUCCCUGCGGAUGACUAUCUUAUCGAUGAUUAUGGAUGUGCAUUACAGAGAGAUAUCCUAAUCCAGGGCCGACUCUACGUUUCCGAAAACCACAUUUGCUUUCACGCCAACAUCUUUGGCUGGGUGACGGACCUCAUCAUCCCCGUUAGCGGAGUCAAGGCUGUGGAGAAGAAGAUGACGGCCUUUGUGAUUCCCAAUGCUAUUGGGAUUACUGAGCACUCGAACAAGUAUACAUUUGCAAGUUUCCUGGCGCGUGAUACCGCAUACGAUGUCAUCUACAGUGUGUGGCGCAACGGUGGCAACUCGCGAUCCGAUCUAAACUCUCCCGGAUCCGAACAGGCACCCGGCCAAGAGAACAAUCUGGGCGCUGCAGCUGUGGGGACUGCCAAGCGUAAAGCGACGCAGUGUGCAUGCGGCAAAGCUGGCAUUCACUACCCAAAUACCGCCAUGGAGGCGAUCGUACCGGGGACCCCUGAACAAAUUUACAAUCUCAUGUUUGCUAGUGGUUUCAUCAAAGAUUUCUUAGCUCAAGAUCAACAUCUAAUUGAUAUCCAAACAUCUGACUGGCAACCUUCUCCCGAGAAUCAACACUUGCUGUCGAGAAACAUGUCGUACAUCAAGCCUCUCUCUGGUGGAUUCGGGCCAAAGCAGACGAAAUGCGAACUACGGGAUGAGAACCAGCACGUCGAUUACAAUGACUACGCCAGUACAAUUACGACGACGAGAACUCCCGACGUUCCGAGUGGUGGUGUAUUUUCUGUCAAAACGCGGACCUGCAUCAUGUGGGCUGGACCAAGCACGACCAAGAUUGUGGUCACCUUCACUGUCGAAUGGACUGGCAAAAGCUUUAUCAAGGGCAUCAUCGAAAAGUCGUGCGGUGAUGGUCAAAAGACAUACUAUUCCGACCUCGAAACUGCCAUGCGCAAGUACAUCUCGGAGCACCGGACGGAAUUCAUCCCAGAGGGCGUCGACGCAGAUGCGGUCGAAGAGGCGCAGGCCGAGGAAGCGGCUCUCAACGCAUCGACACCAAAGGAUGGUGGACUACAACCCACUGGACCAAAGCCUGUGGCGACUUCGCGCGGCUUGCAAUGGGCGCUCGACACAUUUGAAGCCGCGUCCAAGGUGACAACUGACUCCAUCUCUGGUCUGUUCGACAUUAUUUCGGACCUCAUCGGCGGUUUCUCGUUCUCAAGAACCUCGGUGCUGAGUAUUAUCAUCGCGCUGCUGGUCGCGAGCAACAUCUAUACCAUUUUGACCGUUGGAGAGCGAAGAGAGACAGGCAAACGACAAGUUGAGGAAAGGAGGGAGACUGAACGUGAAAGAUGGGUAGGCGACGCUGUCAAAGCGUUUAUGGAAGCCCAACAGAGCAUGAAUGGGACGCCAACAUCGACCGCGGCAUAA